Molecule: messenger RNA, 7510 nt
Organism: Alligator mississippiensis (American alligator)
Lineage: Eukaryota; Metazoa; Chordata; Crocodylia; Alligatoridae
Product: rho guanine nucleotide exchange factor 18
Exons: 19
Coding region: 361-3732 (1123 amino acids)
Biological process (GO): small GTPase-mediated signal transduction
Molecular function (GO): guanyl-nucleotide exchange factor activity
Source: RefSeq, a predicted model, not a curated record
UGUACACGCGUGUGUGGGGCCAUAAAUCAGCAUCUAGCAACAAGCACGGCACAGACCUCUGUGUAUGUUGUUAUUUCGGAUUGUUCUUGUUUGACAUUUACUGUUCUGUGCCCUUGUACAGUAGGGUGUGAAUGACUGUGUGCAGGUCUGAUGCUUUACUAAAGAAGAAGAUACUUUGCAAUUUCCACAGCAAAUGGGCACAGUAGGGACCAAUUUCCUGCACUUCAGACCUGCUGAUUUAGCCAAUACUGUGAGUUAAGUGGCUGGUUUAGAUUUCUAGAAGGAUCACAGGGUAGUAUAAAAACAGUGCAUCUCUGGGGCCACUUUACUUUGCUAAGUCUUAGGGCAGCUGGUUCGAGCAUGGGGAAUACAAACUCAAAAAGCAGCAACAGAAACGAUACAGCCCCAGCUCGUCCCGAGCUGUCUUUCUGUGGUUCUUUUUCAAGGAAAUGGAACGAGAAUGUUUUUUUGGACAAUGAGCUCUUGACGUCCAAGAUCUUGUCUGCUCUCCGUCCCCAGUCCGAGCGGGGUUUGAGAGCAGGCGAUCUGCAAUGCACCGCUCGCUUUCUGAGCGCUGAUUCCAUUUUUGCUUCUCUCGCAGCCUCUCUGAAGGAGCAACCCCGGAGCAUUCUCGCGGGACCGGAUGGCACCCAGGCUCUGCCGCGCAAUCUCGGCAUGACUGUCGCCCAGAGAGGAAAUUCUCAGGCUUCGCUGAAUCCUGCUAGUGCUGUUAGUAAAUUUGGACUAAAUACAGGAGAAAUGGAUGAAGGGGAUUCUGGAUUUUUAAAAUUCAGGCAGACCUCAUCAGAUGAUGUUGUCUCACUUGCAUCUUCGACAGCAGACUCCAUUUUUCUGGAAGAUGCAGUUUCUCUCUCUCUGCGAAAUGAGAUAGAAACAGAUGCUCGUGAGUUUGAGGCAGAAUCGUGGAGUGUCGCAGUGGAACAGUCUUAUGCGAGGAAGCAAAGGAAAGAAGUUAUCAAAAGGCAAGAUGUCAUUUAUGAGCUGAUGCAGACUGAAAUGCACCAUGUCCGAACACUGAAAAUCAUGCUGAAGGUGUAUUCGAAAGCACUGAGAGAGGAGCUGCAGUUCACUAACAUCGCUGUCAACAAAAUCUUCCCAUGUGUGGAUGAGUUGCUGGAGCUGCAUGGACAAUUCCUGGCUCAGUUAAAAGAGCGACAGAGAGAGUCCUUGGAAGAAGGCAGUGACCAUAACUACAUUAUCCAGAAUAUUGGAGACCUUCUUGUGCAGCAGUUUUCAGGUGAAAUUGGGGAGAGAAUGAAAGAAAAAUACGGAGUGUUCUGUGGUGGUCAUAAUGAAGCUGUCAGUUAUUAUAAGGAGCUGCUGCAGAGCAACAAGAAAUUUCAGAACUUAAUGAAGAAAAUAGGCAAUUCACCCAUUGUGAGGCGACUUGGUGUCCAGGAGUGCAUCCUCCUAGUCACUCAGCGCAUUACCAAGUACCCAGUGCUGGUGGAGCGCAUUAUUCAGAACACGGAAGCUGGCACUAAAGAUUAUGAAGAGCUGACCCAGGCGCUCAGUCUCAUUAAAGAGACAAUCACUCAUGUAGAUGCCAAGGUAAAUGAGUGUGAGAAGGGACAACGUCUGAGAGAAAUUAUGCAGAAAAUGGAGGUCAAGUCAUCCGGGAAGUACAGGAAUGGGCUGUUUUUCCGGAAGGAUGAUAUGGGGCGGCGGCAGCUCCUGUUGGAUGGGACGCUGUACUGGAAAGCUGCGUCGGGACGUCUCAAAGAUAUCCUGGCUGUCCUGUUAACUGAUGUACUUUUGCUGCUGCAAGAAAAGGACCAAAAAUAUACUUUUGCAUCUGUGGACUCUAAGCCACCAGUUAUUUCAUUGCAGAAGUUGAUUGUCAGAGAGGUAGCUAAUGAGGAGAAAGCCAUGUUCUUAAUUAGCGCCUCGAUGAAAGGGCCAGAAAUGUAUGAAAUUCAUACCAGCUCCAAAGAAGAGAGAAAUUCUUGGAUGGCUCACAUUCGCAGAGCUGUGGAAAGCUGCCCUUAUGAAGAGGAAGGAACGCUGAAUGACACUGAAGAGGAAAGGAGACUGGCGGAAGCACGAGCAGCUAAAUUGAAGGAAUUUCAAGAACGUCUGAGCACGAAAGAUGAUCUGAUUAUGCAAAGACUGAUUGAAAAACAACAGAUUUAUCUAGAAAUGUUUGAAACGAAUGGGUUUGAAGACCUUUCUCCAGGGGUCGGAUCCAGACUCCUUCUGAAGGGCACGGAUAGCUCAGAGAAUCUGCAAGGAGAAGUGAUCCUAAAAUCUGCAGUGACAGAAGCUGAGAACCUCCAGAACCUGAUCGUCGCUUACUUUGGCAAUGCAGCCUGUCAUCCUGAAGACAGCUGUGGGACUGGGCUCCCCAGGAGAGCAGAGACCUUUGGGGGCUAUGAUAGCAGCCCCUCUGUUCCAAGCAAAAACGGCAGUUUCAGGAAGAAGGUCAGUGGCAGUGACCAGAGGCUGUGGGAACGGAAAGGACUUCCGUUGAGUUCCAGCGUGCAGCUCCAAGAUCCUCCCGCUGAUGCAGAAGAAGGAUCUCACACAGAUGAGAUAACAAGACUGGAGUAUAGUAGCGGUUUCCAGCCCACCCUGGAGUCUGAGCUUGUCCAAAGGAUACAAAACCUCUUACAGUUGCUCCUCAGACUUCAGGCAGUGAUAUCCCAGCAGGACAGCUGCAUUGAAAUGCAGCGUGCCACCCUCCUGGAUCGGGAGAAGCAGUACCGGCUGCAGUCGACACGUGGAAACCUGCUUCUAGAGCAAGAAAAGCAGCGCAACUUCGAGAAACAGAAGGAAGAAAUGGCAAACGUGCAGAAGCUGCAAAACCAGCUGAAGCAGGAGCAGCAGCGCUGGGAGCGGAAGAGGGACUGGCAGCAGAAGGAAUUUGAGAAGACGGAGGCACAGCUGCAGGAGCGCGAGGAGGAAACCCGGCAGCUGAAGGAUCGCUUGAGCCAGGAUCGGGAGGAGCUGGAGAGACAACGGGAGGCCUAUCAGCACGACCUGGAGAGGCUGCGGGAAGCACAGAGAGCGGUCGAGAAAGAGAGAGAACGUCUAGAGCAGCAAAAGAAGCUAAAGAAGCAGAAUACGGUGUCAGGCACGUUCUCUCCAGACCUGGGACAGGGCCAAAUGCUGAGCCAUUCCGCCAGCUUCAAUGGAGAAGGGAUAGAAGUUUCGGUGCCGCACCUGAAAACCUCUGGGAGGGCCAGCGUCUCGGGAAUGGAUUAUCUGGAGCGGCCAGAGCUGGUUCGCAGGGACAGCACCACCCUGGAGAAUCGCCUGGUUCCUGCAAUGAAAAACGAAGUGCCAAUACACCUCCUGAGCGCAACCAAUCAGAUACAGAAGCAGGCUGCGGUUCAGCAACAAAUCCCCACCAAGCUUGCCGCUUUCUCAAAAGGAAGCAAAGAAAAGGGUGGGAAAAGCAAAGCAUCUCACAGGAUGGACAGCUCAGCAUCUGUUGACCUGAAACAGCUGCUUCCACAGAAGCUUGUGGGGAAAGACGAGAGCGUGCUGAGGAGCAGACGGUCAGGGAGCCCGAUCCUUCUGAACAACCAGGGCGCCACGUUCCCGCUGGAGUUGUGCGGGCCCGCAGACACCCAGCCAGAAACCCUCCCGUCCGCGUCGUCGAACCCGCUCAAGCCCAACAGCAUUCACGUCCAGACUGUGGUGGCCUCUCCACCAGUCCUGAUAACUCCUCAAGAGGACGCCAGCAAAGAAGAUGUGAUUUUUUUCUAGCUGUUUCCACUUUGUGAAGGACCUCCUGCCAUACAGCCUUUGAACUCGAAUCCGGCAUUAACGUGGCAGAGCCCCGUGGGGCUGGUGGUUGUCCGUCUGCCCUGCCCCUUCGCACCAUCAGGGACUGGAGCGGGGCUUCAGUGUUGCUUGGUUGGCUUCUUUCCUGACAGCUGCAAACGAGGGCACUGCCACAGCACAAACGAGCUUUCAACUGUUCCCAGGCAUGGGAGUGUCCUGUCUCGUACCUGGCUUAGGUGUAUCCGUUCAGAGCCUAUUAAAAUGUUGCCAUCCGCUGUACUUUGCUCUCUGAGUCUGCCCGAGCUGCUGGUGAUCACGUCUUGCAGAGUCAGCGAGCCGGAGGGGGUGCUGCCCCCCACCCCAGUUUCUAUGUACAGUUUUAACGAGAGGCCAUCAAAUGGCCGUGACAUGUUGAGACCUCUCUUUCCAGAGCAGUGAACAGUGGCACAGGUGAAGGGUAGCUGGACAGCAAGCCCGUCUUCUGGCAGGCAGCAAGGCUGGGGACCUGCCCCCUCGCGUGACAAGAGGCGGCUGCACGUGGUAGCGAGUUCAGCAGGUGGGUGCUUCCUGCACGGGCAGGGUGAGGGGGGCUGUAAACCUUUUAGCAUUCAGAGUCCAAGGGCAAGACCUCCACGCCACGGUGGAAGGGACAGGCUGGACUUGUACAAACUCUGCUGUGGUCAGGAGGAGCCGGGCUAGAGAUGUUUCCCUGGCCAGCGCUUUGCACUGGAUGGGGUCCACCUCCUGUACGACACGUCAGGUGCAGACCUCUCGAGUGGUGAGUACGGUGCAGAUUCCCAAAGCCAAAACCACAUGCUGGUUUGAACUGAACUUUGAGCCUGGGAUCGCAUCUCUCCCAGAGGUGUGAACUGAGGCAGGUUCGGCGCAAAGUUGGUUAAGUCCUGCCUGGCCCCUUGUUUCCUGUACCUUCUGCCUGCCUGCCAGCAACCUGGGACGUCACGCCGAGCAGUGGAGCGUCAUGAAGCUGCUGUCCCAGCUGGGAGUGCUCUGCAGCCCUCGAAUGAGGGGGAAGAGGAGCGUCUGGAGUAAUGUACUGGUAACCGAAGCACUGCACAGCUGCGUUGGCUUCCAGCGGACGGGGCGGUGUCGAGCCGGUUGUGGCGCGGAGAUGAGAUGAACACGGUUCUGUUCAAGCAGCAGCGCACGUUUCCGUGGCAGUGCACGACUCUGCCUGGUACUCGAUUGUGCGCUACGCCUCAUCAGCACGCCUCCUGGGCCGAGGAGCAGUGACUGCAGUCGAAAUGCCCCAAAGGGAUCGUUCGGGGGACAGCGACAGGGGGGAAAACCAGUCUCUCCAGCCUAACACCAGGAGGAAAUGCCUUGCUUUUGUCUUGUGUGAUUAGCAUAUGCCUUCUUUGUAAACACGUCAAAGCAGCAGGAACGCAGGGCUGUGGUGGGGGCUGCUCCUUGUCAGUAUUGUGCAGAAAUGUUUCCUCCAAAUCGGAGGUUUGGGGGAGUUUUAGCCUAGAGCUAGGCUGGAUGAGUGGGAUGCAGCUCGCCCCUGGUCCUGGCCUGGGACGGGGGUGGGGUUGGGCUUUUUAAACCAACCUUGUGAAGUGGCUCCUCUGAUCUGUGUCAUCCUUGUACUGCGGGAGAAGAAUAGGUCAAGGGGUGUCUGUAGCUGCUGUCACCUGCUCCCUUCAUUGCAGCCAAUGUGCUUGGGAACAGCGGUGACAUCUGGAGCCCACGAGACCUGUAAGGUGUCUCGCUGCCCCUAAUGCUUAAAAAUCAGGUUUAAAAUGUAACCAGAGGUUUGUUGGUUUGCUUUAAAUGUUUGCUUUGCUGGCAUUGCUUCAAAGGAGCAGUUGUAGCAGCUGGGAGCGAUGCAGCAUCCCUGCUCCGAGUCUGGGCCUCUCACCCGUCUCCGAGAAACCACCCCGAGUCGGCAUGUGCCCUCGGUGCAGUGCCAGGCUGCUGCUAGGGCUUGCCAACGUGGUUUGCACCUGGAGUGGGAACGUGCCCCUUCUGCGCUUGGGUCUCUUGGAUCCAGUGGCAGCCGAGGGAGAGAAACCAGACUGGCCUCAUUUGAUCGCAGAAGACACGGGACAGAGAGCAGCGGGGCGAUGUGCUCUCGCUAGCGUGUGCGGAGGCGGGCAGGGCUCUAGCCCAGCGUCACUCGCCUGCCUCCAAAACACAGAGCGGAGGGAAGCUGGCAACAGACCUUUGAGCACCGUGGGCAGUGCCUCCGCAGGCUGGAGUCCUCUGGGCCCACGACGCUGCUCCCGUUUGCCAGAGCUGCCCUUGUCGCCAGCACGGCUCGCUGGGAUAUUUCACCCAGUCCAGUUCCAAGCAGAGCUGCUUCCUGAGGCACCCGAGGUCGCAGAGGCGGUUCUGCCCGGGGCAGCUGAGGUGCUUUGAAACCUCUAUCAAGUUCUGUUUCGAGCAUGAGGCAAAGGCAGGAUGCGAUCCCUGUAAGCCAGCGCUCCCCACCAGUCCCCCUUGGUUUAGGCACGGGGCGUUGCGGGCACAGCUGAGCUGCCUUCUGCCUCCCUCGCUCGCUCGCUGGCUCAGCCUUUCCACAGUUCUCCCUUGUACCUAAUGCUGGGGGCUGCUUCUGGCCUUUGAUCUCCAGUGCUCACCUCCAGCCUGAGGGCUGCCUCCGUUGUCCUUUCACUCACGUUUCCUGCAUCUCCCCCACCCUGAGCGUGCGCCCGGAGUGCUCCCGGCUAGGAACUGAAGGGCAGCAGGUGCCUGCUGCGAUCGGCUCGAGGCAGCCGCGUCGGCGUUAUCUCGAUGCACGCCUGCACGUACGGGGACAGGACAGGCCCGAGGACCCGAGAACAGAAGCGGGCGGUUCCCUCUCACUCGGGCGCACGGGGUCGCGCUCUGUUUUCAGGCCUGCAGCCGGAUGCAGGCAACUCCUGGAGUCUGUUCAUGGUACUUGGUAUUUUGCCGUUUACUUCAGCGUGAAGUAGCAGGUUAGCCGGCAAAAUGGUUGAAAAAUAAAUGUAUUCAAAAACCUCCUGCACCUCACCCUGCAGGGCCCAGGUGUGGUGCAGCCUCUGCUGCAUAAAGGAACGAGGAGCGUUUGGUUGUCGUGUUGGAGGUCUCGAGCUUCCUGCCUAGCUCCCCCGUUGCCCGGCCCGGCGCGAUGGCGAACCGUGCUCGUGGGGUAACGGCCUUCCCCCCUCUCCCGGCCAGCCCCGAAUCCUGCCAAUUGCUGGCAGCUCGGCAUCCUUCCCACGCACGUGUUGUGUUGAAUUCAGUUGUGCCAUGUUUAUAACUAGCGUUUUAUAUUUUUGUAUUGAAGAGAAUUGGAGCACUUUAGGAAAGUUUACUUUAGUCUGCUUCUGUUUGUGCUAGGGAAGGGAAUCUCCCGAAGGCAAGCCCCGCUGGCCUCGUGGCAGGCUGGCUCUCUCGCCCAGCUCCCAGCGCUGGAUGCUGUCUAGUCUUAGGUCUCUGCACUGCAAAGAUUUAAUGAGUAAUCGCGACGGCUGGCUCGAUGGCCCUGUGGCGAGGCGUUUUGGUGGCUUCCCCUGGUAGGAUGUAAACAUUGUACAUAGUUCCUGUACUGUUCAUAAUCCAGUAGCGACCUCGCUGUAGCCCUUAAUUUUAUUUGUAAAGUGGAUGGUUGAAUGUGAAUAUUCGGUUUGGUUGUGCACUUCUGGGGUAAUUGUAAACAUGGUCCUUGCACACAAACAGUGAUUUUUACAAUGAUUGCAGUGUUUCUCCACUGAAGAUUUCAAAGCUGCAAUAGAGCUGAAACCAGCUUCUAGCAAUAAAAAGCCCUCAAAACCUA